Molecule: messenger RNA, 540 nt
Organism: Aspergillus thermomutatus
Lineage: Eukaryota; Fungi; Ascomycota; Eurotiomycetes; Eurotiales; Aspergillaceae
Product: DNA-directed RNA polymerase II core subunit RPB11
Exons: 4
Coding region: 1-540 (179 amino acids)
Biological process (GO): transcription by RNA polymerase II
Cellular component (GO): RNA polymerase II, core complex
Molecular function (GO): DNA binding; protein dimerization activity
Source: RefSeq, a predicted model, not a curated record
AUGAGUCCAAAGAAACCAUUCAUGCUCCCCAACGAGAUGGCGUAUGCCCGUUGGGUCCAUGCUACUGGUGCUCACUCAUAUCCCAUUCACGUGCCUCAAGAUAUUUUGCAGAGUCAACGAGCAUUGGAUAUUCAAGCUGACCCUGUGGCUUUUUUUGUUAAAAAUAGUUUCGAGUCUUUCGUUCUAGCUCCCGGAGAGGAGAAAGUCGAGGUUGAGACCGAUACUCGCAUUCCAUCUUCCUCGAUUUUCACUUUCAACAAAGAGGACCACACGCUCGGCAACCUCCUCCGCUCCCGUCUUCUGCAGAAUUCCCAUGUGAUCUUUGCUGGUUAUAAGGUCCCCCAUCCUCUAGUUCCCAAGUUUGAACUCCGCGUUCAGACGGAUGGUGAGGUCACUCCUAAGGAUGCUCUGCUCGCCGCCUGUCAUGACCUUGUCAGGGAUCUGGGCAUCCUUUCCCGCGAAUUCACCAAAGAAUACGAGCUGCGUAAAAUGGUCGGAGCUUCUCAGCAGCAGCAGAAUGGUACUGCAGAAGGUGCUUAG